Messenger RNA from Rhododendron vialii, 792 nucleotides. RefSeq names its product large ribosomal subunit protein eL34. Gene Ontology annotation, molecular function: structural constituent of ribosome. Bases 259 to 621 code for a protein of 120 amino acids. The transcript has 4 exons. The record is from RefSeq and is a predicted model, not a curated record. Gene Ontology annotation, biological process: ribosome biogenesis; translation. Lineage: Eukaryota; Viridiplantae; Streptophyta; Magnoliopsida; Ericales; Ericaceae. Gene Ontology annotation, cellular component: ribosome; cytosolic large ribosomal subunit.
ACGUAGGAUCCUACUUCUUUUUUCUUACCCAGUUGGCCGAAUCUAGCCGUGGAUCUCUCCAUACCAAUCUUCACCGUUGGAAAAAAAAAAAACCAAAAUACUCAAUUCGGUAUCAGCCGUAGGAUCUAGGGCGACAUACACAAAACUCAUCCAUUUUUACUAUGCAUAUCCUUCUCUCUCCUCUUCCCAACCCCGUUUCUGCUUCCGCCACAAAGAGGAAGGAGAGAGAGGGAGAGGGAAACCCAGAAGAGCUCGACGAUGGUGCAACGGCUGACUUAUCGCAAACGGCAUAGCUAUGCCACCAAAUCUAACCAGCACCGGAUCGUCAAAACCCCAGGUGGGAAGCUAGUGUAUCAGAGUACCAAGAAGAGGGCAAGUGGUCCCAAGUGCCCUGUCACAGGGAAGAGAAUACAAGGGAUUCCUCACUUGAGACCUGCCGAAUAUAAGAGAUCUAGAUUAUCUAGAAACAGGAGGACGGUGAACCGUGCUUACGGUGGGGUGUUGUCUGGAGGUGCUGUGAGGGAAAGGAUCAUUAGAGCCUUUCUAGUGGAGGAGCAAAAGAUUGUGAAGAAGGUUUUGAAGAUUCAAAAGGCCAAAGAAAAGCAAGCCGGUAAAAGUUGAGCUUUGAAGGGUAUAUUGCAUUUUAACGAGAGAAUUUUGGAUGCGGCCAGUGACUAGGAUCAAAGAAAUGUAAUGUGAGAAAUUUAAAUUUGCUUUUGUAGCUUAUCGGGCUGUUUGAAACAGUUAUUAUUGGUACUUUUUGUUAAUUUUAUCAUCAAAGCAAUUGUGCCA